Messenger RNA from Amoebophrya sp. A25, 3716 nucleotides. The record is from the annotation of a GenBank genome assembly. NCBI's taxonomy places the organism in Eukaryota, Dinophyceae, Syndiniales, Amoebophryaceae.
GAAACACUUCAACCUCAUCUGUCUUGUUUAAAAAGCAAACCGCCUCCAAAGCAAUUCUUGUAAGACAUUCAGCUUGUUCUGGAUCAACUGAGUACUGUAACAAUGCGCGCAGCCAAACUUUUGCUGCUCAAGGCAGCGAGUUGUGGGGUUAUGGCGCACUACAGUGCAGCACGCGGCCUUGCUCGGGAAGCCUUGCGGAAGAAAGCGAGAUCGCUUGCACAUGGUCGGUUGAAGUUAAGGCUUUUGAGUAUACCCUUCACUUCUGAGGUAUAAGUAGCCAGUACUACUACCAGUCGAUGCUGACCCAACAGGAGAAAUUCAGUUGAAACACAACAAAUGAACUGCUUGGACUAGAAGUACAACUAAUCUCGCCUCUAGUUCUAAUACAACAAAAGAAAGCAGGAGCCUCGACGUCCAGGAAGGAAUACCAGAGGCAAGGUGCCUUGAGCCUCCUGCAGCUUGAUGAAAAAGCUGGAGUUUUACAGCGUAUCCAACAGAGACGGGAGGCGUAUGAAAAGGUAGUUGGUCUUUUUGAUUGUUGUUGUGGCAUAUUCCACCAUCGUACCUGCGGUAUCUUCAGUAAUUGCAGUGCUGACACAACCACAAGAAGAAGAAACUUGUUGUAGCUCACUUACUGCGCAAAGCGGUAGAAGACGACGUAAGAAUUAGAUUUAGACUCAACUCGAACUCCUUCUGCAAUCUACACAGGCAACCGAUAUGCCGCAUUUGCAUUUUUUGAUUCUUGCGGAUGAAAAUUUCCAGAAGAGAAUGUCCAAGCAAAUCAAGAGUAUCGAGUGCUACGCAAAAUAUUGGGGGUACACGGCAAAAGUCCUCAACCCACGCCCACAGGACAAUCCUUAUGGGAAAAAGUACUUCUACUUUGACGAAACACUAGGUUUCAAUUCUUGACCUCGUCCUACAUCACAUACAAUUCCAGCUCGACCUCCAACCAACCAUUCCCCAACCGAUUGUUUUCAACCCAGGUGCAUGAACGAGCACGAUGUGUUUUUCGUGCGCCAUUGUCUCGUUGCUGAGUAUCUGGAUCAUAGCGAUCCGAAUACGGUCAUCAUGCUUCUCGACGCGGACGUAGCCGCGCGUGGCUUCAUGCCGAAUAUGGACAGCUAUCUACGCGAUUUCAAGGACAAGAAAACUGAUCUCAUCUUCUACGAGAGGGGGUGGGGCUUGCAUGAGAGGAAUGAAGUACUGAUUCACAUUUUCUUAGAUUUUCUUCCUUUGACGAACUCAUCAUCCUCCAUGUACUUCGUUCAAAUCCCGAUUUCGAGGUUCACCGCAGUUUCUGGUGUGCUCGAGUACAACUUGAUGUUCGUGUUCCAUAACUAAACGUGUUCUGUUCCAUAACUCAAAACAUCAUUAACCAUAACUAGAACUCAAAUCGCAAUCCUCCAUAUUUCCUCAGGUGAUGGCCGGUGCCUACAUGGCUAGAAACAGUGAGAAAGCGAAGAAGUUUUUGCGCUAUUGGGGAACGAUGGAGCACGGACGUCCCAAAGGCUACUCCUCAUCCGACAACGGCGCACUCCAUCUCGCACUAGCACAGGUGCUCGGUAAGCACCCUCUAGACAAAGCGCAGGAAUGCCAUUAUGAAGAUUUGUUCACUCUUGUUGAUAUGAAAAACCAAAACUAUUGGUCACUGUUAGAUUUGUUCCCUAGUGUUGAGAUGAAAACCCCCUCUUCUAUCAUAAUCUGAAGACUAUUUCCACUUGUUAACAUUGAGAAGAACUAUGCACUAGCAUUUCCAUUUUUUCACACUGGUAUUACACAACCUCAUCCCCAUCCCCACCACAAUCCCCCCUCCCUUCAUAUCACGGAGCGCUAUGACGGUCUGAAGGCUUCAGUGUGGAAUCUGGACCCGUAUGCGGAUUUUCUGUUGUGCAUGCGCCAGCUGUUGGAGAUGGGAAAUACGCCAACUAGUCGCACAGGACGAUUAAGGCUCUAUAGAUUUGAUUCAAAUUCAUCUUGUUUUUAUUUGGUGCAUACUAACUACGUCCUUGGGUGUUGAAAAGUGUUUGUAUACUUGAGUAUCUAUUCUCGUGAGUGCUAAGAAAAAGAAACAUAUACUCUCAAAGGAAGAUGAUCAUGCACCAGAUGAAUAAAUAUAGAGACGAAUCAAUUACAGAGAGCUGGCUCUAAAGCUUAGCUUCGAGAAAGCUGGUGGUUUGAUGCUAACCGGUGUAUCCCAGGAGGUUUUUGAGCGCGAGAAAAGCCUCAACAUCAAGCCAGAAGCGGUUAUUCCAGAAAUCAAAAUCCAAGUCUUGGCACAGGUAUAGAAGUUAUUGAUGAAUAACGCAAUUUAGCUCGUCUUACUUGUCACACAGAGAUACAAUCUUGAAGCAUCGUCCCCACAGUCAUUCUACCCAAAUCAGCUACUUCGAGAUCAUCUCACUCAACUCUACUUCACUCAACUCUACUUCACUACAACAGCACGAAGGCCUCGCUCCGGACUUUGUGUACAUCGAUAAGGCCAAGCGGUCUCCUUUAGGCCAUGGACUGAAGGACUGGGACUACUCAGCCGCCGUUCGCUGGUUGCAGUGGAAGGACCUCGAGAAAUGCGAACUUCAAGAUGGCGCCAUCGCCACAAGCGAGCACGCGAUCGCAGACGAUGAGGAAAAAAGUUUAUGCCUUCAUUUUUUGGUAGUGUAAGCGGUGUUUCACAUUUUCGUGCAGCGUUCCAUGAUAAAGCUCCGAGUAAUAGUAAUUGAUUCUCGCUCGUCCACUUGCGUUCCUUGUCUACUAAAAAUGAAUAUGAACAAGAACAAGACUCGUUAGACGACGAUCUCAUUCUCUACGAGAACUACAGCAACAUGAACAUCUAAGACUCCUGCAGGGCGCAGACAAGAGCAAGGAGGGGAAGCCAUUUGCGUCCGUACCGGCAAAGGAUGCCAAGGGUGCUCGCCUCAACCGCAACCGCGGCUUGGUGUAGAUACCUAACGGUUGCCUAGUCAGAAGUUAGAUGUUUUUGUUUCGGUUUCACCCAAGAUGAAGAUAGUUUCUUUGAUUUUUUAGUCUUUUUGACCCAGUUUCGCAACAGUUAACCCAUCAACUUACUUUUCCGAGAAAUCACACAUCGUUUACCUAGGAUUUACCAUGAAACGUUAACGUACUACACACACGACUAUGGAUGGAGAUUCACACGGAGUUCUUCACUAAAAAAAUGUACCUAUUUCACUGACAUAGCAUAGACGUUAUACGCGUAACAUCGUUUCCGUACUACAACUUAUGACGUGCACCAUGAUAGAGAAGUGACAGAAUUACUACACAAUCGAGAAUCUCAACAUUCAACGUUUUCCGUAAGGUUGCGAAGUACUAAGGCUAAGCCUAAGGGUUACAAAAAAAUAAUGAUUUUGCAAGUAUUGAUGUUGUAGCUAGUUGUACAGAUUGAAUACAUGAUUGUUCUUCAUUAAUAAGUUGCUGGACGAUGUGGCUGAACAACGUUUUUAGAUUUUGACUUCUACCAAUGCCUAUGCGUGUGCUACCAUGCCUACCAAUGUCAAUCUUCAUUCAACACCAGAUAGAAAAAUAAGCCUAAGGCUCCUUUGAUACAUACAGUGCUGAAAAUCUUCUUGAAGACCACAGAGUAGACGACAAUGUCAUGAUCAUGAGUAGUAGCUUGUUCGUUGAGGCCAUCAGGUCAACAGGCCAUCAGGUCAACGUGAGGUCAACUGGACACGGGUCCACGUCGACUAGGAGGCCGUCCAUCA